Molecule: messenger RNA, 2109 nt
Organism: Penicillium oxalicum
Lineage: Eukaryota; Fungi; Ascomycota; Eurotiomycetes; Eurotiales; Aspergillaceae
Product: DOPA 4,5-dioxygenase family protein
Exons: 8
Coding region: 1-2109 (702 amino acids)
Source: RefSeq, a predicted model, not a curated record
AUGGACGACGAUUACGUGGCGGAGGUGCUUGCACGCGAAGCGCGCGAUACCUCCAAAAGAUACCAACAGGAAGGUCUCGCUGCUUAUAUGCCGCAAAGGCCAAAGAGCAACGCCCCCAAACCCAACACCCGAUUUCUGCGCCACCUCAUCAGAGAGACGGAUACCCACAAUACAGCUCUUAAGCGCAAGGAAGACAAAGAAGCAAAAGAUCGCCUGCGUCAUCUCCGCGGCCCGACGGGAGAUGAAGCGACUCCGAAACUGGCGUCGUCAGUACGAAAGGGUCGCGAUUCACGUGAGAGCGUGUCGACCACGGACAAAAAGCGCAGAGAUGAAUACCGUGAUCGCCCAAGACCAGAUAAACCAGAAGAUUCCAAUUCUCAUCGGAGACAUCGGACACGAGAAUCGUCCAAUGAUCGAGACCGGACUCGGCACAAUCGCCACCGAGACGAGCAUGGCCGAUCAUCGCGGGAGAGCCGAGAGCAACGGGGCACGAAUCGCAUAGGAGACGAACGCAGACGAGAUCACGGGGACUCAUCGGCGUCGCAUCAUCGCGCCAGUAGAAGACAUCACUCGCGGUUGCGCGUUGCGCAACAUGGUCGGUCGGAGCACCGCUCACAGCGAGCCAGAGCCAAAAACACUCCACGCAAGUCAUCAUUGUCGCCGGCCGCAGAAGUCACUGGCUCCUGUGGGCAGCCACGAGGAUCACCGGGGCCAAAAAAUGCGGUUGACACUCCUUUGGAAGACGAUUCUGAUCCUUUAGAAGAUAUCGUUGGACCUUUACCUCCACUUUUUGAUGGGGACCAAAUCAAGCCCGUUCGCUCGCGUGGUCGCGGCGCGUACAGACCUAGCACGAGCAACAUUGACGCCCACUUUGCGCCGAAUUAUGAUCCGACCCUCGACGUUCAGCCCGAGGAUGAGCUCUCGUCGUCCAUGGGCAAGCCCACUCGUCGUCCUGUUGCGGGUCUCAUGACAGCGGACGAUGACUGGGACAUGGCUCUUGAGGCUUUACGUGACCGACAGCGCUGGAAACAGAGCGGCGAAGAAAGAUUGCGUGCGGUUGGCUUGGAUGACCAGGUCAUCGAUCGAUGGAAAACGAACACAGCUCUCGCGGGGGCAGGUGACACUGAGGCGAAUCCGGAGACUGUUCGGUGGGCAAAGCAAGGUGAGGGCCGUGAAUGGGAUCGUGGCAAAGUGGUAGACUCGGAUGGCCAUGUCGACUGCGGAAAUGUGCCGUUGUGGCAUCGCUGGAUCUUGUCAGCCAAACUGGGCGUUUCCACCCGUGCCCGGGCAAACCGCCGGUUGCUUAUAGAUCGGGCUUUCAUUGAAGCCGUCGGCUCCGAGGACCUUGUCAACUAUAAACUAAUUCCAUUGACCUUCGGCCAUUUCCUGCCGGCACCAGGUAUCUCAUCAGUACGAGAGGUAGGUACGAAGGAGGCACAUCUUGAGACGGCAUGGAAAUUGUCAGGCCCCUCAAUUCUUACGCUCACAAACCAACAGUCUCACCUCUUCAUCAGGAACGCCGACAUCUAUCCAUCUCCAUUGAUAUUGGCACCCAUCAUGACCGACCAAUUUGCCUACUCAUACCCUUCCCCGCUGGAAGGAUUCGAGAAUCUGGAGCCUCUUUCUGAAGAGCGCAAUGAGGACGGCAAAUCCCUCGUCAAUCCACAACAUGGACGUCUGAGUAAGGCGUACGAGGAGUUCCCAGACCCGCUGUGUACAGGGCGUCGCGGUGGAUUUGACAUUCAUAUAUACCAUUAUCAGACAAACCCGGACCAAGCGAAAUUUGCGCGGGAAUUAUGGGAGCGCAUUCGGCGCGAGUUCCCCGAGCUUCGUAUCUACUCUUUCUUCGAUAGACCCGUUGGUCCGCAUCCCGUCGCCAUGUUCGAAGUCAAUGUUUUUACCCCGGCGCAAUUUGGCGCGUUUGUUCCCUGGCUGGUCAUCAAUCGGGGACCCUUGAGUGCAUUGAUUCAUCCCAAUACAGUAGAUGAGGAAGAGGAACGGAAUCAUACGCAGCGGGCAACCUGGUUAGGAGAGCGAAUCCCGUUAGACCUACGGGUGUUCAAAUUGAUGCGGGAGAGACAGAAGAAGACGGCGGAGACGGCGGCGUAA